CCUCGAAGCUGCUUAUGAUAAAUCACUGUUACCUGACGAACUUUGAGCCGCAAUACCAAACCAAUCCCCUCCCAUCAUGAACAUCCUAUCAUCACCCUCAACGAAUGGCUGCGAGGACAGCACCGCUAUGGAUGACUCCACAGCCCCGACUACGCCAGAGGGGAGCUACAUGUCCAGCCCCUUAUUGAGGCCACAGAUUCUGGAAUCUAUGGCGAUGUGCAUGGCACAAGACAGACCUAUCCGCAAUAUCUGCUGCGUCGGCGCAGGAUACGUCGGAGGUCCAACGGCGGCGGUCAUCGCCUUCAACAACCCAAACAUCCAGGUGACCGUGGUAGAUCUCAAUGCAACCCGGAUUCGCCGCUGGAACAGUCGCCAUCCUCCCAUCUUUGAACCUGGUUUGGCAAACAUUGUGCGCGUUGCCCGAGACGGGACUCGGGAUGUCGUUCUCAGCAACGAGCCAGCCGCACAGACAUGUUCCCUCUCACAAGCGGGGAAUAGCGAGAUAAUACUUCCAGACGCUGCCGCCCACUCGAAGCCUCCUGGCCAAGCAGCCGCCGCCAACCAGCAGAUUACUGUGCCUUCCAGACAGCCCAACCUUUUCUUCAGUACGCAGGUCGACAAGUGCAUCUCCGAAGCGGACAUUGUCCUCAUUGCCGUCAACACGCCGACCAAGACGAGGGGCGCCGGCAAAGGAUGCGCGACCGACAUGGCGGCCUUCGAGGCUGUCACAGCCGACGUAGCUCGACACGCAAGACCUGGCGCCAUCAUCGUCGAGAAGAGCACGGUGCCGUGUCGUACUGCGCAGAUGGUUCAACAAACGAUGGCCAUUCACCGUCCCGGCGUUCAUUUUGAAAUCCUAUCCAACCCAGAAUUCCUAGCAGCCGGCACAGCCGUCCACGAUCUCCUCUACCCAGAUCGAGUGCUCAUCGGCUGCUCCCCUACCUCAGCCGGCCGCAGAGCCGCCGCGGCGCUCGCAUCCGUCUACGGCGCCUGGGUGGCGCGGGAGCGCAUCCUCACCACCAACGUGUGGUCCUCGGAGCUCGCCAAGCUGGUGGCCAACUCGAUGCUGGCCCAGCGGAUCUCGUCCAUCAACUCGAUCGCGGCCGUGUGCGAGGAGACGGGCGCCAACGUCGACGAGGUGGCGGCGGCGAUCGGCGCGGACCCGCGCAUCGGAGACAAGUUUCUCAAGGCCGGCAUUGGCUUUGGCGGGUCGUGCUUCAAGAAGGACGUCUUGUCGCUCGUGUACCUGGCGCAGAGCCUCGGUCUGGACGAGGUGGCGGCGUACUGGCGACAGGUCCACUCGAUGAACGAGUACAGCCGGAAUCGGUUCGCCGCACGGGUGGUGCGGUGUCUGAAUAACACGCUGGCGGGGAAGAAAGUGACUGUCUUGGGGUAUGCGUUCAAGAAGAACACUAAUGACACGCGCGAGUCACCUGCGCUGGAGAUCAUCCGGACGUUGUUGGAGGAGGGACCCAGGGAGGUGGCUAUUUUCGAUCCGUGCUGCCAUCCCGGGAUGGUUCGUGAGGAAGUCAAGAGGCUCUUGGGAGAAGACCUGGCUUUCAAGAUUCUCAAAGAGGAGGGUGGGCCCUUGGUUGUGUAUGAGAACGCGUAUGAGGCGUGCGCUGGCUCCAAUGCCGUUCUGAUCACCACCGACUUUGAUGAGUUCAGGAACAACAGCAGCAGCCAGCAAAAGAAGCACCUACACGGCAUCAACACAGGCAGCAUUAGCCCUGAUGGUGUAGCAUCAGCUGGAAAGAAACUAGGGAGGGUUGUCUCACUCGACCUCAGACCUUUCGAGUCCGUUGAGUCCUCGGAGUUGGACCUCUUGUCUCUUCACAAGCAUCUCACCGAGCAGGCAUCUUCCAAAUUCCCGUCACUCGGUUCCGGCUUCACAGAAUCAAUGGAUCCUCUGAAAAGAUUCAAUGCUGAGCCGCCAUGCGAUGUCGACUGCCCAGAUUGCAGCCUUCAGAAUAGUGGCUAUGCUCCACACGAGGAGUACAAAACCAAAGACAAGAUAGACUGGGCCAAGAUCAGCUACCACAUGAGCAAGCCGAGAUGGCUAUUUGACGGAAAAGGAGUGCUUGAAGACAUCAAGGAGAUGGAGCUGCUUGGUUUCUGUGUCAAGAGCGUUGGCCGAUGAGUGCUAGUUUCUAGUAUGGGUAAAUUUGAGUUGGACAGCAAUGAGAACUGAUAAAUACAUUAGUACUGUAUGUAGAGGCAGAUAACAUAGAAUAGAUUGAAAUUGUACUAUAGAUUAGUAUC
Cryphonectria parasitica EP155 is the source of this 2262-nucleotide messenger RNA. RefSeq names its product UDP-glucose 6-dehydrogenase. Gene Ontology annotation, biological process: glycosaminoglycan biosynthetic process; polysaccharide biosynthetic process. Gene Ontology annotation, cellular component: nucleus; cytosol. Lineage: Eukaryota; Fungi; Ascomycota; Sordariomycetes; Diaporthales; Cryphonectriaceae. Gene Ontology annotation, molecular function: NAD binding; UDP-glucose 6-dehydrogenase activity. Bases 77 to 2140 code for a protein of 687 amino acids. The record is from RefSeq and is a predicted model, not a curated record. The transcript is spliced from 3 exons.